This is a messenger RNA of Brassica oleracea var. oleracea, 2382 nucleotides long. RefSeq names its product trihelix transcription factor GTL1-like. The transcript has 3 exons. The coding region runs from base 260 to 2203 and encodes 647 amino acids. NCBI's taxonomy places the organism in Eukaryota, Viridiplantae, Streptophyta, Magnoliopsida, Brassicales, Brassicaceae. The record is from RefSeq and is a predicted model, not a curated record.
AUUAUUUGCUGCAAAGUUAGAAGAGGCUCUCAGCUUUAUUAACUUCUCUUUGCUUUCAUUCUCUCUAUCUUUCAUCAUCAUCCUCGUAAUCCUCAUCUCUCCUUUCUAACACCUAGUUGCACUAAAAAAAGGCUGCUUCUUUCUCUUCCUCCAUCGUCAAUGGUUUUAUGAAGAACCCGUAAGCUUAAAGAAAGAGAAAGAGAGUGGGUAGAUAGAAUACAAGAGUGGUGGGUUCAAAGCAAGAUUGGUGAAUCUAGAGAUGGAGCAAGGAGGUGGUGGUGGUGGUAAUGAAGUGGUGGAGGAAGCUUCACCGAUCAGCUCAAGACCUCCGGCGAAUAUGGAAGAGCUUAUGAGAUUCUCAGCAGCGGCAGAUGACGGUGGAGGAUUUGGAGGAGGAGGAGGAAGCUCGUCUUCUUCAUCGGGAAAUAGAUGGCCAAGAGAAGAAACACUUGCACUUCUUAGGAUCCGAUCUGAAAUGGACUCUACUUUCCGUGACGCCACUCUCAAAGCUCCUCUUUGGGAACACGUUUCCAGGAAGCUGUUGGAGCUUGGUUACAAACGCAAUGCUAAGAAAUGCAAAGAGAAGUUUGAAAACGUUCAGAAAUAUCACAAACGCACCAAAGAAACGCGCGGUGGUCGCCACGAAGGUAAAACAUACAAGUUCUUCUCUCAGCUCGAAGCUCUCAACACUAGUACUACUCCUGCUCCUCCCUCUUCUCUCGACGUCACUCCUCUCUCCGUCGCCAAUCCAGUUCAGCAGCCUUCUUCUUCUUCUUCUCAAUUCCCCGUUUUCUCUCUAACCCAAACGCCACCACCGUCCCAACCGCUUCCACCGCACACAGUCUCCUUUACUCCCAAUCCAUUGCCUCCUCCUCCUCCUCCUUCAGUAGAUCCCCCAUUUCCCGGAGGUACCUUCUCUUCUCACAGCUCAUCGACGGCUUCAGGAAUGGGGUCUGAUGAUGACGACGACAUGGACGUGGAUCAGGCGGGUCCCAGUAGCCACAAACGCAAACGUGAAAACCGAGGCACUGGAGGCGGCAAGAUGAUGGAACUAUUCGAAGGUUUGGUGAGACAAGUGAUGCAGAAACAAGCGGCGAUGCAACGGAGCUUUCUCGAGGCGCUUGAGAAGAGAGAACAAGAACGUCUUGCUCGAGAAGAAGCUUGGAAACGCCAAGAGAUGUCUCGGUUAGCUCGAGAGCACGAGAUCAUGGCUCAAGAACGAGCGGCUUCUGCUUCCCGUGACGCUGCAAUCAUCUCAUUGAUCCAGAAAAUUACUGGCCAUACCAUUCAGUUACCUCAUUCUUUAUCAUCACAACCGUCUCCGCCGCCUCCUGCCGCUAAACGUCCUUCAUCACAAGCUGUCGAACCACCUCUUUCACAACCAAUAAUGGCGAUUCCACAACAGCAAGUUCUUCCUCCGCCUCCUCCGCAUCAACCACAACAACAACAACAACAAGAGAUGAUUAUGAGCUCGGAUCAAUCGUUACCGUCAUCAUCGAGAUGGCCAAAGGAGGAGAUUCUUGCUCUUAUAAACCUGAGGAGCGGAAUGGAACCAAGGUACCAAGAUAAUGUCCCUAAAGGACUUUUAUGGGAAGAGAUAUCAACUUCAAUGAAGAGAAUGGGAUACAACAGAAACGCAAAGAGAUGCAAAGAGAAAUGGGAAAACAUAAACAAAUACUACAAAAAAGUUAAAGAAAGCAACAAGAAACGUCCUCAAGAUGCUAAGACAUGUCCUUAUUAUCACCGCCUUGAUCUUCUUUACAGCAGCAAAGUACUCGGUAGUGGUGCCGGUUCUAGCACUUCUUCUCUACCUCAAGACCAAAUAUCAACAAUACAAAAGCAGAGUCCGGUCUCUGCAAUGAAGCCGUCACAAGAAGGGGAUGUUUACGUCCAUCAAACUCACGGCUCAGCUUCAAGUGAGGAAGAAGAACCAAGAGAGGAAACUCCACAAGGAGCGGAGAAGCCAGAAGACCUUGUGAUGAGAGAGCUGAUGCAACAAAAACAACAACAAGAAGAAGAUUCAAUGAUAGGUGAGUAUGAAAAGAUUGAGGCGUCUCACAACUAUAACAUGGAAGAAGAAGAGAUGGAUGAAGAACUAGACGACGAUGAGAAAUCCGCGGCUUAUGAGAUUGCAUUUCAGAGCCCUGCAAACAGAGGAGGUAAUGGCCACUCUGAGCCACCUUUCUUGACAAUGGUUCAGUAAAUCAGAAUCACUGUUCUUCAAAUUAUACCCUUGUACCAAGAAAAUGUACUUAUGUGUGCAUAGCUUCUAAACAACACCAAAAACCUCAAAACACACACACACCUCUGACACAAGAAACUGAAAAUCAAGGUCUCAUCAAUCUUGAUUUUCCAGUGAAUACAAUUCUUUCUUUCACAUUA